CAAAUUGGUAGCUAGUGAACUCACCCAUUAUAUGGCAUAAACCUAAGUAAAACAUAAUAAAAUAAAAUGUACUUAAAUAUGACAAAAAGAAGUAGGUCUUCAAAUCAGAAAUCAAAGCUGAAGCAUCACUAUCAAAUAACAUAUCUGUUCUUCCAUCUCCUCAAUAAACAAGUUAGAGCGGUUUAUUCUGGCUAUUUAUUCUUUUCAGUUCUAACGGUUUAUAUGGAAAAUGAUGAGUCUUUAGGGCUUUGACGCAUAAAUGUUCGUCAGAUUUAGCAGGCUGGUAGAGAUCAGAGUGUGGGGGAAACAGGAAGACAGGAAGAUAUACCCAGUGGUCUUUGUAGAAGGUUGGCAGCGCUAUAUCUGUCCACAGAAUGGGAGUAAUGCGAUACUCUGUUGCUCUCCUGAUACUAUCUGCACAGUUGGUGCUCAGCGUUCCUAUGACAAGGACCACCUACACAGAUGAGAUGGGCAGAGUGUGUCUUUUUUGCCCUGCAGGUGAGUAUCAGAUGGAUUGUAUAAAGUGUGAACCCUGUCCUGCUGGAAGCUACACAACUGACUGGAACUAUGACGAGAACUGCCAGGACUGCUUUGGAGACUGCAACCCCAAGUUUCAUCUUAAAGUUGUUUCAAACUGCACCAGUACGUCCAAUUUGAAGUGUGACUGCGAGGCUGGUUUUAGAUGCACCAGUUGGACCCAAGACAAUAAAAACUGCAUGGACUGUGAGAAGAUCCAGGACCCAGUCACACCCAAAGCAACCACCACUAAGCUGUCAGGUACAGAAAAACAAAUGCCUUCCUCAGUUUCCUCCGGACAUAGCAGCACUUCUCCCAAACUCUGCCAAUCUCCAGGAUGUGGCCCUCACACAGUCCCAACGAAAGUCAGUGACCAGAUUCCCAAACCAGGUCAUAACAGCAGUCCUUUGGCAGCUAUUGUCAUCCCAAUGGCUUUCCUGGCAACUUUGGCGCUUGUCAUCUUGAUCUGUUUCUGUCGUCCGAGAGAUGAAGCAUAUAUAAGGCAAACUAUUGCAAAGCUCUGGAAAAAGGAUGGGCGACGUGCUUCUCACAAGUCAAAGGAGCCAACUCAUCCGUUCCCCAGAGACUCAUUCAGUGCAAAGCAGCAGCUCUCAGCCCCUUCAGCAGCCAAUCUUGGUCCGGUCCAUGUGCACAAUCCAGGCACAGUCAUCUUUAGCUUGCUCAGUCAAUUCACAGGCCAAGUUGGGCCAACAACUGAAUGUGGGAAGGCAGCUGAGAGAACGAGGAAAGAGGAAGAAGAUAAGAGAGACUGCCCUGGGUUUCAUCCUCCAUCUUCUCCCAGUAUUCCUCUCUCUGAGGAGGAGGGGAGCAGAGAGAACAACAUUUUCUUUCCCUCCCAGGAGCAGGGAAAAGACUGCCACAUGUCAAAAGAGGAGAUGCUAUGAUGCAUCGUAAAAAUCCCAGAAGACAUGUGUCCAGACUAACCAUAAGGCUUGGAUACUUCUUCAUUAAACUGUGAAACCACUGAGUGUGGAUCAUAUUCAGAUUCCUUCAGCAAGCUUUGAGGAUUCACUGCAGUGACAUCAAUUCUGCAGGUUCUGGAAAACACUGCACAUCAGAAAUGUAUUAAAACUUGGAAGAACAGCUGCAAGUUGGUCUUUGUAAGUUAUGAUUUCAGAAAUCUUGUAUAUACUUUUAAUAAGCUCGUUUAGCUAAGUGUAAAGUAUUAUACCUGAAUGUUCAAGGUUUUGUAUUGAUA
Archocentrus centrarchus (flier cichlid) is the source of this 1735-nucleotide messenger RNA. RefSeq names its product tumor necrosis factor receptor superfamily member 14. The record is from RefSeq and is a predicted model, not a curated record. Gene Ontology annotation, biological process: immune response; hematopoietic or lymphoid organ development; positive regulation of canonical NF-kappaB signal transduction. Lineage: Eukaryota; Metazoa; Chordata; Actinopteri; Cichliformes; Cichlidae. The coding region runs from base 375 to 1421 and encodes 348 amino acids. Gene Ontology annotation, molecular function: protein binding. The transcript has 11 exons.